AUGACGACCGCCCUCAAGUCAAUAGCCUCCCUCGCCCCCCUCCUCGACCGCAUCCUAGUCCAGCGGAUAAAAGCCGAGGCAAAAACCGCUUCUGGCAUCUUCCUCCCCGAAAGCAGCGUCAAAGAUCUCAAUGAGGCGAAGGUGUUAGCUGUUGGCCCUGGGGCGGUGGAUAAGGAGGGUAAGCGCGUGCCCAUGAGUGUGGGCGUGGGCGAUAAGGUGUUGAUACCGCAGUAUGGAGGAAGUCCCCUUAAGGUUGGGGAGGAGGAGUAUUCGCUUUUCAGGGAUCAUGAGCUGCUUGCGAAGAUCAAUGAGUAG
Messenger RNA from Bacidia gigantensis, 315 nucleotides. It is a transcript of the gene HSP10, whose product is annotated as 10 kDa heat shock protein. NCBI's taxonomy places the organism in Eukaryota, Fungi, Ascomycota, Lecanoromycetes, Lecanorales, Ramalinaceae. The transcript is spliced from 3 exons. The record is from RefSeq and is a predicted model, not a curated record. Gene Ontology annotation, molecular function: metal ion binding; ATP binding; protein folding chaperone. Bases 1 to 315 code for a protein of 104 amino acids. Gene Ontology annotation, cellular component: mitochondrial matrix.